Molecule: messenger RNA, 1603 nt
Organism: Lactuca sativa (garden lettuce)
Lineage: Eukaryota; Viridiplantae; Streptophyta; Magnoliopsida; Asterales; Asteraceae
Product: serine/threonine-protein kinase BSK6
Biological process (GO): protein autophosphorylation
Cellular component (GO): plasmodesma; plasma membrane
Molecular function (GO): ATP binding; transmembrane receptor protein tyrosine kinase activity; protein binding
Source: RefSeq, a predicted model, not a curated record
CAAUUCUUUGAAUCUUCUAACUUUGUUCCCUACAAUUCUUUGAAGCUUUUAAAUUUGUUUCCUAUUUUCCUUCAACCAUCGAAAUGAUGCAUCUCACAAAACAUUUUGAACACCUCAAGAUACAACUAGAAACCAUUAAAUCAGCAACCAACAACUUUGCCGAUGACAAUUGCAUUGGAAGAGGUGGAUUCGGCAAAGUAUACAAAGGAGAGCUUGUCUUGUACAAGGGGCAUACCAUUGUGGCUUUAAAGCGAUUAGAUACUAGAUUUGGACAAGGACACCCGGAAUUUUGGAAGGAGAUCAUUAUGCUUUCUCAAUACAAGCAUGAAAAUAUUGUUUCUCUAUUAGGGUUUUGUGACGAGGGUAACGAGAAGAUCCUCGUGUAUGAGUAUGCCUCAAGGAGAAGUCUAGACUUGUACCUCAACAAUGAUGAUCUAACUUGGAUGGACCGACUUAAUAUAUGCAUUGGUGUGGCGCGUGGUCUAGCAUACCUUCACAAUCCUGGUGAGACUCAACAAAGAGCAUUGCAUCGUGAUAUCAAAAGUUCAAACAUCCUAUUAGAUAAAAAUUGGAAUGCGAAAAUCUCAGAUUUGGGCCUAUCCAAACUUGGUCCUGCCAACCAACAAUACACAUUUCUUGUGUCCAACAUUGUAGGAACGAUCGGGUAUUGCGAUCCGUUGUAUGUAGAAACAGGGUUAUUAACAAAAGAGUCGGACGUUUAUUCGUUCGGUGUGGUGUUAUUUGAAGUGCUAUGUGGAAGGUUGUGUACUAGCAACAAGAAAGAUGUUCAUCAAUCUCUAACAGGAUUAGUGCGACGACACUACAAAGAAAACAAUAUAAACGACUUAAUUUUUGGUAAUCUAAGAGAUACAAUAAAUCAUAAAUCUUUGGAGGCAUUUAUAACAAUAGCUUAUCAAUGUUUGAAGAGAAACUUGGAAGAACGUCCAUUAAUGGUUGACGUCGUGAGAACACUUGAAAGUGCGCUUGAAUAUCAAGUUUCAUCUGUUGUCCUCAUGGAAAAUACGAAUCCCACGUCGACAACAUACAUAAAGCACUCACACUUGUUAUCACCAUUUGGGGAAGCUUGCUCAAGAAUUGAUCUAACUGCUAUACAUGAGAUGCUUGAAAAAGUUGGAUACAAGGAUGAUAAAGUAGACGAGUUGUCAUUUGAUAUGUGGACAACGCAAAUGUCAGAGGAUCUAAUGGAUAGGAAGCGUGGUGACAAAGCUUUUCAGACCAAAGACUUCAAUGUCGCUAUUGAAUUCUACACAAGUUUUAUCAAGAAGGUAACCAAGGCUUCACCGGCUGUAUAUGCAAGACGGUGUUUUUGCUACUUGAUGAACAACAUUGCAGACGCAGCUCUAAGAGAUGCAAUGCACGCUGAAGUGUUAUUGCCACAAUGGUCAACUGCACUAUUCCUCCAAGCUGCUGCUCUGUUUAGCCUAGGAAUGGAGAACGAUGCUAAUGAAAUGCUUAAAGAUGGAUCCAUGUUAGAGAACCAAAUAAAAGAAAAUUGAAAGUUAUGGGUUUUGUCCUCUAGAAAAUAUGAUUAUGUGGUGACUUUUCGAAGUUGAUGGGUUAAGUAUAGCUACUUAUUCUGCAA